AUGGCAGUACCUGAAGACAUUGAAGCAAUUUCUGCAGCUCGUGUUAAUGGAUAUUUUGACCAAAUUGUGUUGGCGUUGCAACAAGAGGAGGAGGAGCAGCAGCAGCAGCAGCAGCAGCAACAAGAGGAGGAGGAGCAGCAGCAGCAGCAGCAGCAGCAGCAGCAACAAGAGGAGGAGGAGCAGCAGCAGCAGCAGCAGGAGCAGCAGCAGCAGCAACAAGAGGAGGAGCAGCAGCAACAAGAGGAGGAGCAGCAGCAACAAGAGGAGGAGCAGCAGCAACAAGAGGAGGAGGAGCAGCAACAAGAGGAGGAGGAGCAGCAACAAGAGGAGGAGGAGCAGCAACAAGAGGAGGAGGAGCAGCAACAAGAGGAGGAGGAGCAGCAACAAGAGGAGGAGGAGCAGCAACAAGAGGAGGAGGAGCAGCAACAAGAGGAGGAGGAGCAGCAACAAGAGGAGGAGGAGCAGCAACAAGAGGAGGAGGAGCAGCAACAAGAGGAGGAGGAGCAGCAACAAGAGGAGGAGGAGCAGCAACAAGAGGAGGAGGAGGAGCAGCAACAAGAGGAGGAGGAGGAGCAGCAACAAGAGGAGGAGGAGGAGCAGCAACAAGAGGAGGAGGAGGAGCAGCAACAAGAGGAGGAGGAGGAGCAGCAACAAGAGGAGGAGGAGGAGCAGCAACAAGAGGAGGAGGAGGAGCAGCAACAAGAGGAGGAGGAGGAGCAGCAACAAGAGGAGGAGGAGGAGCAGCAACAAGAGGAGGAGGAGGAGCAGCAACAAGAGGAGGAGGAGGAGCAGCAACAAGAGGAGGAGGAGGAGCAGCAACAAGAGGAGGAGGAGGAGCAGCAACAAGAGGAGGAGGAGGAGCAGCAACAAGAGGAGGAGGAGGAGCAGCAACAAGAGGAGGAGGAGGAGCAGCAACAAGAGGAGGAGGAGGAGCAGCAACAAGAGGAGGAGGAGGAGCAGCAACAAGAGGAGGAGGAGGAGCAGCAACAAGAGGAGGAGGAGGAGCAGCAACAAGAGGAGGAGGAGGAGCAGCAACAAGAGGAGGAGGAGGAGCAGCAACAAGAGGAGGAGGAGGAGCAGCAACAAGAGGAGGAGGAGGAGCAGCAACAAGAGGAGGAGGAGGAGCAGCAACAAGAGGAGGAGGAGGAGCAGCAACAAGAGGAGGAGGAGGAGCAGCAACAAGAGGAGGAGGAGGAGCAGCAACAAGAGGAGGAGGAGGAGCAGCAACAAGAGGAGGAGGAGGAGCAGCAACAAGAGGAGGAGGAGGAGCAGCAACAAGAGGAGGAGGAGGAGCAGCAACAAGAGGAGGAGGAGGAGCAGCAACAAGAGGAGGAGGAGGAGCAGCAACAAGAGGAGGAGGAGGAGCAGCAACAAGAGGAGGAGGAGGAGCAGCAACAAGAGGAGGAGGAGGAGCAGCAACAAGAGGAGGAGGAGGAGCAGCAACAAGAGGAGGAGGAGGAGCAGCAACAAGAGGAGGAGGAGGAGCAGCAACAAGAGGAGGAGGAGGAGCAGCAACAAGAGGAGGAGGAGGAGCAGCAACAAGAGGAGGAGGAGGAGCAGCAACAAGAGGAGGAGGAGGAGCAGCAACAAGAGGAGGAGGAGGAGCAGCAACAAGAGGAGGAGGAGGAGCAGCAACAAGAGGAGGAGGAGGAGCAGCAACAAGAGGAGGAGGAGGAGCAGCAACAAGAGGAGGAGGAGGAGCAGCAACAAGAGGAGGAGGAGGAGCAGCAACAAGAGGAGGAGGAGGAGCAGCAACAAGAGGAGGAGGAGGAGCAGCAACAAGAGGAGGAGGAGGAGCAGCAACAAGAGGAGGAGGAGGAGCAGCAACAAGAGGAGGAGGAGGAGCAGCAACAAGAGGAGGAGGAGGAGCAGCAACAAGAGGAGGAGGAGGAGCAGCAACAAGAGGAGGAGGAGGAGCAGCAACAAGAGGAGGAGGAGGAGCAGCAACAAGAGGAGGAGGAGGAGCAGCAACAAGAGGAGGAGGAGGAGCAGCAACAAGAGGAGGAGGAGGAGCAGCAACAAGAGGAGGAGGAGGAGCAGCAACAAGAGGAGGAGGAGGAGCAGCAACAAGAGGAGGAGGAGGAGCAGCAACAAGAGGAGGAGGAGGAGCAGCAACAAGAGGAGGAGGAGGAGCAGCAACAAGAGGAGGAGGAGGAGCAGCAACAAGAGGAGGAGGAGGAGCAGCAACAAGAGGAGGAGGAGGAGCAGCAACAAGAGGAGGAGGAGGAGCAGCAACAAGAGGAGGAGGAGGAGCAGCAACAAGAGGAGGAGGAGGAGCAGCAACAAGAGGAGGAGGAGGAGCAGCAACAAGAGGAGGAGGAGGAGCAGCAACAAGAGGAGGAGGAGGAGCAGCAACAAGAGGAGGAGGAGGAGCAGCAACAAGAGGAGGAGGAGGAGCAGCAACAAGAGGAGGAGGAGGAGCAGCAACAAGAGGAGGAGGAGGAGCAGCAACAAGAGGAGGAGGAGGAGCAGCAACAAGAGGAGGAGGAGGAGCAGCAACAAGAGGAGGAGGAGGAGCAGCAACAAGAGGAGGAGGAGGAGCAGCAACAAGAGGAGGAGGAGGAGCAGCAACAAGAGGAGGAGGAGGAGCAGCAACAAGAGGAGGAGGAGGAGCAGCAACAAGAGGAGGAGGAGGAGCAGCAACAAGAGGAGGAGGAGGAGCAGCAACAAGAGGAGGAGGAGGAGCAGCAACAAGAGGAGGAGGAGGAGCAGCAACAAGAGGAGGAGGAGGAGCAGCAACAAGAGGAGGAGGAGGAGCAGCAACAAGAGGAGGAGGAGGAGCAGCAACAAGAGGAGGAGGAGGAGCAGCAACAAGAGGAGGAGGAGGAGCAGCAACAAGAGGAGGAGGAGGAGCAGCAACAAGAGGAGGAGGAGGAGCAGCAACAAGAGGAGGAGGAGGAGCAGCAACAAGAGGAGGAGGAGGAGCAGCAACAAGAGGAGGAGGAGGAGCAGCAACAAGAGGAGGAGGAGGAGCAGCAACAAGAGGAGGAGGAGGAGCAGCAACAAGAGGAGGAGGAGGAGCAGCAACAAGAGGAGGAGGAGGAGCAGCAACAAGAGGAGGAGGAGGAGCAGCAACAAGAGGAGGAGGAGGAGCAGCAACAAGAGGAGGAGGAGCAGCAACAAGAGGAGGAGGAGCAGCAACAAGAGGAGGAGGAGCAGCAACAAGAGGAGGAGGAGCAGCAACAAGAGGAGGAGGAGCAGCAACAAGAGGAGGAGGAGCAGCAACAAGAGGAGGAGGAGCAGCAACAAGAGGAGGAGGAGCAGCAACAAGAGGAGGAGGAGCAGCAACAAGAGGAGGAGGAGCAGCAACAAGAGGAGGAGGAGCAGCAACAAGAGGAGGAGGAGCAGCAACAAGAGGAGGAGGAGCAGCAACAAGAGGAGGAGGAGCAGCAACAAGAGGAGGAGGAGCAGCAACAAGAGGAGGAGGAGCAGCAACAAGAGGAGGAGGAGCAGCAACAAGAGGAGGAGGAGCAGCAACAAGAGGAGGAGGAGCAGCAACAAGAGGAGGAGGAGCAGCAACAAGAGGAGGAGGAGCAGCAACAAGAGGAGGAGGAGCAGCAACAAGAGGAGGAGGAGCAGCAACAAGAGGAGGAGGAGCAGCAACAAGAGGAGGAGGAGCAGCAACAAGAGGAGGAGGAGCAGCAACAAGAGGAGGAGGAGCAGCAACAAGAGGAGGAGGAGCAGCAACAAGAGGAGGAGGAGCAGCAACAAGAGGAGGAGGAGCAGCAACAAGAGGAGGAGGAGCAGCAACAAGAGGAGGAGGAGCAGCAACAAGAGGAGGAGGAGCAGCAACAAGAGGAGGAGGAGCAGCAACAAGAGGAGGAGGAGCAGCAACAAGAGGAGGAGGAGCAGCAACAAGAGGAGGAGGAGCAGCAACAAGAGGAGGAGGAGCAGCAACAAGAGGAGGAGGAGCAGCAACAAGAGGAGGAGGAGCAGCAACAAGAGGAGGAGGAGCAGCAACAAGAGGAGGAGGAGCAGCAACAAGAGGAGGAGGAGCAGCAACAAGAGGAGGAGGAGCAGCAACAAGAGGAGGAGGAGCAGCAACAAGAGGAGGAGGAGCAGCAACAAGAGGAGGAGGAGCAGCAACAAGAGGAGGAGGAGCAGCAACAAGAGGAGGAGGAGCAGCAACAAGAGGAGGAGGAGCAGCAACAAGAGGAGGAGGAGCAGCAACAAGAGGAGGAGGAGCAGCAACAACAAGAGGAGGAGCAGCAACAACAAGAGGAGGAGCAGCAACAACAAGAGGAGGAGCAGCAACAACAAGAGGAGGAGGAGCAACAACAAGAGGAGGAGGAGCAACAACAAGAGGAGGAGGAGCAACAACAAGAGGAGGAGGAGCAACAACAAGAGGAGGAGGAGCAACAACAAGAGGAGGAGGAGCAACAACAAGAGGAGGAGGAGCAACAACAAGAGGAGGAGGAGCAACAACAAGAGGAGGAGGAGCAACAACAAGAGGAGGAGGAGCAACAACAAGAGGAGGAGGAGCAACAACAAGAGGAGGAGGAGCAACAACAAGAGGAGGAGGAGCAACAACAAGAGGAGGAGGAGCAACAACAAGAGGAGGAGGAGCAACAACAAGAGGAGGAGGAGCAACAACAAGAGGAGGAGGAGCAACAACAAGAGGAGGAGGAGCAACAACAAGAGGAGGAGGAGCAACAACAAGAGGAGGAGGAGCAACAACAAGAGGAGGAGGAGCAACAACAAGAGGAGGAGGAGCAACAACAAGAGGAGGAGGAGCAACAACAAGAGGAGGAGGAGCAACAACAAGAGGAGGAGGAGCAACAACAAGAGGAGGAGGAGCAACAACAAGAGGAGGAGCAACAACAAGAGGAGGAGCAACAACAAGAGGAGGAGCAACAACAAGAGGAGGAGCAACAACAAGAGGAGGAGCAACAACAAGAGGAGGAGCAACAACAAGAGGAGGAGCAACAAGAGGAGGAGCAACAAGAGGAGGAGCAACAAGAGGAGGAGCAACAAGAGGAGGAGCAACAAGAGGAGGAGCAACAAGAGGAGGAGCAACAAGAGGAGGAGCAACAAGAGGAGGAGCAACAAGAGGAGGAAGAGAAGGAAGAUGAGGAAGAAGAGGAGGAAGAGGAAGAAGAGGAGGAAGAGGAAGAAGAGGAGGAAGAGGAAGAAGAGGAAGAGGAAGAAGAGGAGGAAGAGGAAGAAGAGGAGGAAGAGGAAGAAGAGGAGGAAGAGGAAGAAGAGGAGGAAGAGGAAGAAGAGGAGGAAGAGGAAGAAGAGGAGGAUGAGGAAGAAGAGGAGGAUGAGGAAGAAGAGGAGGAUGAGGAAGAAGAGGAGGAUGAGGAAGAAGAGGAGGAUGAGGAAGAAGAGGAGGAUGAGGAAGAAGAGGAGGAUGAGGAAGAAGAGGAGGAUGAGGAAGAAGAGGAGGAUGAGGAAGAAGAGGAGGAUGAGGAAGAAGAGGAGGAUGAGGAAGAAGAGGAGGAUGAGGAAGAAGAGGAGGAUGAGGAAGAAGAGGAGGAUGAGGAAGAAGAGGAGGAUGAGGAAGAAGAGGAGGAUGAGGAAGAAGAGGAGGAUGAGGAAGAAGAGGAGGAUGAGGAAGAAGAGGAGGAUGAGGAAGAAGAGGAGGAUGAGGAAGAAGAGGAGGAUGAGGAAGAAGAGGAGGAUGAGGAAGAAGAGGAGGAUGAGGAAGAAGAGGAGGAUGAGGAAGAAGAGGAGGAUGAGGAAGAAGAGGAGGAUGAGGAAGAAGAGGAGGAUGAGGAAGAAGAGGAGGAUGAGGAAGAAGAGGAGGAUGAGGAAGAAGAGGAGGAUGAGGAAGAAGAGGAGGAUGAGGAAGAAGAGGAGGAUGAGGAAGAAGAGGAGGAUGAGGAAGAAGAGGAGGAUGAGGAUGAGGAUGAGGAAAAGUACGAGGUCGAUGUCGAUUUGUGA
This is a messenger RNA of Schistocerca nitens (vagrant locust), 5886 nucleotides long. RefSeq names its product trichohyalin-like. The transcript is spliced from 3 exons. NCBI's taxonomy places the organism in Eukaryota, Metazoa, Arthropoda, Insecta, Orthoptera, Acrididae. The record is from RefSeq and is a predicted model, not a curated record. The coding region runs from base 1 to 5886 and encodes 1961 amino acids.